Molecule: messenger RNA, 3199 nt
Organism: Triplophysa dalaica
Lineage: Eukaryota; Metazoa; Chordata; Actinopteri; Cypriniformes; Nemacheilidae
Gene: exd3
Product: exonuclease 3'-5' domain containing 3
Exons: 20
Coding region: 122-2731 (869 amino acids)
Biological process (GO): nucleobase-containing compound metabolic process
Molecular function (GO): 3'-5' exonuclease activity; nucleic acid binding
Source: RefSeq, a predicted model, not a curated record
CCGCCAUGAAAUGGUUCCGACCGGAUGUGUGUAAAGAUUUAUUCCACAUACCAUCGCCUCGUUUGACAUCCACGUUUUGGUGUGGACGCAUUGAACUAAGAGCGCCACCAGGUGAGCAAGAAUGAACCUGGAAAGAAAAUUAAAAGGUUAUGACCUGGUUGGUCUGCUGGAGCACCUCUGUGGCCUGUGGAACAGGAAAGAGCAGGAGGAGCUGCGGCAGGUGUUAGCAGAAAGCUUCUCUCAGAUGACGGUGCCUCUGGCUGGGCUGCUGGACGUGCUGGAGAACUGUUUUACCACCCAGAAGAACAAAUCUACCAACCUGCACCAAUUUAUCCUCGCAGAGUUCACACGCUGGAAGACAAAUCCCAAGGCCAGUUUAAAAGGUCUUGGGGAUGAAGAUAGGCUGAGUUUACAGCAGCGGGCCUUGGGGCUCCUGACGGACUCGCAGCCGGGGUAUAUGGACCCCCUGCUGACCAUCUACCAGCUGAGCUCACUGGAGAAACCGCUGUUGGUAGAGCAUGUGUCCUUCCUGCACGGCUGCUGCUGUUACAAAGAGGCGCUGGUGUUCAGUGUCAAAGUUGAUCUUCAGAAAGAUCUUGACAUGGAAAAGAUGUGUGUGCCUCUUAUUCUCCUGGACAAACUACCUUUGGCAGAGAUGUAUGUACGCGGUCACCCAAACCUUCAGCAUCGGCUGGUCACGCUGCUGGAUUCCUGGUGUGCUCCAGACUUUAACAUUCACACUCUGCUCAGUCAGUACCCACAGCUGGUUCUCUCCAAGCAUCAGACGGAUCAGAUUCACCCCAAACUCCUCAGCAAACACGUCUUCAGGCUGAUGGAAAAAUUCUGCAUCGACCCUAGUUUGUGCUUGAAUUCGGUCUACAAGAGAAAGCUGGACUCACUGAGAUUUCUUAUGUACAAGACAUUCGGAGAUAAAUCAAUGUCUGAAGACAACUGGAGAGAUCAUGUUCAGGCAAUGGUUGAAGGUAACACAGAGCUGCAGGUUCAGUUGUUGCAGCUGUUGGUUAAACAUUGCAGCCUCCAGACCGCUGCCCAGUGGGCCGCGCAUUACGCCAUACCCAGAAACAGGCUUCCCAUCGGGGUGUGGGACAAGAUUCAAAGCCUCUCCCCCAAGCAGCUUGAAAUUAAUUCGGGGAGCCCCCUUUCUGAGCCUUGGAUGCCCCCUCGGUCUGAUCAGCAAAAAUACUACCAGCUCCCCCUGGCCAGAGAAAACAUCCACUUUGUAAAGACAUUAGAUGAACUUGAGCGGUGCAAAGAGGCGGUCUUACAGGAUGGUGUUGUGGUGGGAGUGGACAUGGAAUGGAGGGCUUGUUUUGGCACCAUAUCCUCUCAGCAUGUGGCUCUGAUCCAGCUGGCCAUACGAGGACAGGUGUUUCUGUUGGACCUGUGUUCUCAAGACAUCAGUCAGCAUAGUGCCACAGUGGGCUUUAUCAGAGAGCUGCUUUCACACAAGAACAUCCUCAAACUGGGUUAUGGGAUGUCUGGAGACUUCAAAAGUCUGGUCAGCACGUGGCCUGAGCUUAAGGAGGAACCUUUAAAGAUGGAGGGAGUUCUUGAACUUCUACACGUCCAUCAGGAGCUUCAGCGCUGUCGGUUGGGCCGCAGAGGGCGUCGCUCAGUGGAGGUGAGUGAGGGUCCGGCAGAGAAGGGUCUGAGUUUGCUGGUGCAGCAGGUGCUGGGAAAGCCAUUGAAUAAAAUCGAACAGCUUUCCAACUGGGAACGUCGACCACUCCGGACCAGCCAAUUCCGUUAUGCAGCCGCUGAUGCAUACUGUCUACUGGACGUCUACCUUACCCUCUCAAAGGACCCGAAGGGCUACGGAUUACAAGAGGACUUCCGCACCAUCCCCUUCACCCAAAUGUCCAAGAGUCGUAAAGAAAGGAAACCCAAAGACAAGAGCAAUAAAGCUAAGAGAAGGGAGGCUCGUCAAAAGGAGAAUGAGCAUCACUUUGUGGAGGAUGAGGGCUUCAAGGUAAAGUCAGAAUACCAGGGGCCCACCAUUACCCCACAGGAUCUACGGGUGGUCUGCGAUAACAUGCUACAGGGUCUGGGCCGUUACCUGCGCUGUCUGGGGGUGGACGUUAAGAUGCUGGAAAACACAGAUGAUCAUAAAGUAGCAGCAGAGCUUGCCCGUGCCGAUGGUCGUGUCAUCCUCACGGCAGGUCAACCCUACCAAUCGCUCAGGUCACAGGUUGCAGAGGGCCGCUGUCUGACACUUGACUGCUCAGAAAAAGCACGUGACCAGGCCUUGCGUGUUCUCAGGCACUUCCAUGUCUACCUUACCCCUGCCGACAUCUUCAGUCGGUGCCAGGCCUGUAAUUGUGACGAGUACCUGAAGCUGCCUAGAGAGGAUAUGACACGUAUGAUGAAAGAAAGAGGUCUUCUUCAAAACAUUGUACCCAAACGGAAUGAUUGCAUGCCACAGGCAGAGACGCAAGCAGAUUAUAAUAGCUGGAGACCCCCAGAGGGCCCCCAGUUCACCCCUCAUUGCCGCUGGGCCCCACAUACCGCCCUGGACCCCCAGACCCUCAAAUUCCCCAGCGGGGCUGAAGUUCAGAUUGAGACGGUGCCCCCGGGGCUCCUUCCACGGAUUCCAGUUUACUUCAUCUGCACCGGCUGUGGAAAGGUGUUCUGGGAAGGGACCCACUUUGACCGAGUGCUGUCGCAGUUCCAAGAGGUCUUGCAUAUUGAAGACGGGGCCACAAAUGUAUGAGAUCGACUGGGGGAAAUCCCAAGUGUGUAAUGCUCUAAAUGUUGAAGUUCAAUUUUCAAAGCGAAGAACCUCAGAUUUGGGUUGUUUUUAUGCUUUUUACAAAGUUGUUUUCCUUUUUAUAUACAAUUCUUAAUUUCUCUGUUGGGCCAUAAAAUGGUUUUUAUUUAAAUAUUUUACGCAAACAACCUUGUUCACUUUCACUAACAAUCCAAUACAGUUUAAGAAAACUUGUUAAAAUUGAUCUAGUAGUUUAUUUAAUCUGUUCCAGUUGUCUUAAACCAAAAACGUGUUUGCUUGAUAUUGUUUGUUUAGUCUUCAAGUCAUCGAUUUUGCAAAUCUGUCAAAACAACAAAAAGAUCUCCUGUUUUCCUUAAACGUUUGAAAGGACGAUAUGCAAGUUUAUAAAAGGAUGAUAUGCUCUCAUCCUUUCCAAUUCCAAUAAAACAUGCUCAAACAGAGCAACCUACA